Messenger RNA from Coniophora puteana RWD-64-598 SS2, 1686 nucleotides. Its product is annotated as epoxide hydrolase domain-containing protein. The transcript is spliced from 4 exons. Lineage: Eukaryota; Fungi; Basidiomycota; Agaricomycetes; Boletales; Coniophoraceae. Bases 291 to 1562 code for a protein of 423 amino acids. Gene Ontology annotation, biological process: epoxide metabolic process. The record is from RefSeq and is a predicted model, not a curated record. Gene Ontology annotation, molecular function: epoxide hydrolase activity.
GAAAGCUGUGUGAUCCACUAAUCAGGGAUGGAGAGAGCGAGCAACAUCGGAGACAAGAGCAUCACAGCCACAUACCCGCACAGCUCCCUUCAUCAUGUCUUCCGUCGCCGACCUCUACAGCCACACGCCCGUCUCGCGCAGUACGGGACAAAUGACUGUAGGACAUCGCACAUGACAUCCGUCGUUGAUGCCUCGUUUGACAUCUGACGACUCCCGACGGCGUAGGACCCACCGCACCGCCUCCGAGCCACCUCCUAUCACUUAACACCUCUCUCACUCCAUCAUCCAACAUGUCACAGACUGCAACACCGACUCCCUUCACCAUUGCCGUUACGGACGAGAAGCUCGCGUGGAUACAAGACCGCGUCAAAACCGCGCUCGUCAUCCCCGACGUCGAGCAUCCCGCGGGCGACGAAUGGGCCGCCUGGGUGGACGGCCCACCGACGACGGCUAUACAGGCCCUCGUCGACUAUUGGCGCACCUCCUACGACUGGCGCAAGGUCGAGGCGCGGCUCAACAACACCUUCCGCAUGUUCACUGUGCCUAUUGAGGAGCAGGGGGAGACCUUUGACGUCCAUUUCGCGCACCAUAGGAGUACGAGGAAGGGUGCGGUGCCCAUGAUAUAUGUCCAUGGGUGGCCGGGGAGCUUUCUCGAGUCUGAAGCGCUGGUCGAACGCCUCGUCGAGCCUGAGGACCCCAACGCGCAGGCUUUCCACAUCGUCGCUCCCAGUCUCCCGGGCUACGCGUUCGGCGGUCGCUCCAAGCGCCCCGGCCUCAGCGUCGCCACCAUCGGCCACAUCUUCAACACACUCAUGGUCACCAUCCUCGGCUACCCAUCCUACAUCGCCCAAGGCGGCGACUGGGGCUCCAUGAUCAUCCGGCGCAUGGCCGCACAGCACCCGUCCACCUGCAUCGCAGCACACACCAACUUCCCUACGCCCUUCGGCCCCCCGUCCGCGCUCAAACACCCCCUCGCGCUCUUCUGGCUCGCCACGCGCUGGUUCACGCCCGCGCAAAAGGAGCGCCUCGCGCGCAUGAUGGCGUGGCGCGAGACCGAGCUCGGGUACGCGCUCAUCCACGGCGAGAAGCCGCAGACUAUAUCCUACGCCCUGCUCGAUUCGCCCGUCGGCAUGCUCGCGUGGCUGUACGACAAGGCGCGGCGCGUCGUCGAUCCCGCCAACGUUUAUCUGUGGGAGCGCGACGACGCGGACAAGGAGCGGAUGAUCACGUGGACGAUGCUAUACCUCCUCUCGGAGAACUCGGCGCAUGCAAGGAUGUACAAGGACAAUAUGCACGGUAUGGGCGAUCUCGGCGCGAUCGAUGCGAGUGUCGCGGUGGGUGUGAGCGCGUUCAGGUACGACUUGGGGUAUAUGCCCAAGUGGUGGGCGGACGUGAGUCUUGGGUAUAAUAUCACGUUCUGGAGGGAACACGAGGCGGGCGGGCAUUUUCCGACGCUCGAGUGUCCGGGGGUGUUUGCGAGGGAUCUGCAGGAUUUCGUGGGCAGUGUGCCGCAGGCGUGUUUGCAGAAGUUGCGGGAGUCUGGGGAGGCGGCUGGGAACUGACGUAUCUCUAUUCUAUAUUUCGCGUUUUUGACAUUAGCGACGGAAGAUGCUCGAUCUAUCGUAUUGCUGCCAUUAUGUUGUACCACACUUUCAAUCACGCCAUCGCAAUCUUAACCGUAUCCCA